AUGAAGUAUGCAACAAUCGUCUCGUUGCUUCUGCUGGUGCUCAUCGGCGACGGCUCGCACGUGAAUCCGAGCCUCCGCGACUUCCACAAUCACAUCUCGAUUCUGCCACGCAUCGCCAACGUCCUCUACCUCGAAGCGGCUCUUCUGAAUGGAUCCGUGAGUGCGACAGAGAUCACAGGACAGUUGAUGGGCAAACGUGUCAAUGAGGAGGUUUUCAAGGAGUACGAGCAGAAGAGCACGGUGAAUGGGAUCGAAGAGCAAAACGCACUGCUCGAGUUGUUGGAGAGUAAGGAGAAAAGUCGGGUUGAGGAGGAGAAGAGAAAUCAGUUGAAUGAUGUGAUCGAAAUGGCCGAGAAGAUCAGAGCAAAUGUUUCAUUAUUUGAAACUGUCAAAGAGGCACUUGUAUCCAAAUCGCCGGCUCUCAUUGAAAAGGCACUGAAGGAGGUGAUUAUGAAUAAUGUUUCGGAAAUUCUUACCGAGGAUGAUAUAAAAAAAGAUAUUAGCCAGCUUGACGACGCACGAGAGGCUCUUCUUGAAAUUAGUCGCUACCGAACGUAUAAAAACAUUGAUUGGGACACGUUCUCAUCGCCUCAAUCCAAAUUAAAAAUGUUUAUCUGGUAUGCGAAAGACAAAACUUUAGAUGUUUUCAAAGGCCAUCAUAAUUCGUUUUACACAAAAUUUGAGGCGUAUUUCGUGGAUAAUACUCCGAUCGAAGACAUUUAUCGAGGAGUGAAGGCAAUGAAAGAGAAUGAGGACCUUUUGAGACAGCUCAAAGAAUGGAUUACGGUAGCGGACGAGUGGAAGCCGGAACUGGACAAGUUGAAAGAGUUGAGGGACAGUGAUGUGCCGAAGAAGUUGGGCGACUUUCUGAAUGUUCUGAAUAGCAGUGCGACUUCAUUUGAGCUGAGCUCAUCGCAAAACGACAGAGAUCUGAUACCCGGUCUUCCGAGCUGCGUGGAUGAUAUUUCGAUGAUUCCCGAUGACGUGGCACAGGGAUGGUUGGGACCGCGAUCGGAGAAGUUGUUGCCACUUCUGAAGCCCAUCCACACGUACCUGGAAUUUCAUCGAAACACUGAAAGCGAGCUGAAUAGUCUGGAGAAGAGGUUUCCGAAAAAACUGCGAUCGCUUCGAAACGAGUUGGCAACUCUGUCCACUUCUGUGCUCAGUCUCCAGAACAAUCAGUCGACCAUUCCACCGAAUGAUUUCUCUAAAAACUUUGAAGACUUCAAAUCUUGUGUCAAUCACCUGAAUGAGAUUACUGUUGGCCAUGUACUUGCCGACAUUGAAUGGGCUUAUGACAGGGUUGUCGCCCUUCAAAACUCGUAUAAACCUAUGAAGAAUAUACGCGAAAUGUUGGCUGGGGAGCACACAAAGUUCGACGAACUCCUUGAAAAGGUAGAAGCUCUUCCAAGUAAACCAUCACAGGAACAAUUCGAACAAAUUAAUAUGACCCAGUAUAUAGAGAUCGCAGAUUCUGUCAAUUAUACGAGAGGAACCAUUACUUUUCCAUCAGUUCUUCUGGAGUUUCUAAAGGAGAAUAACAGUGCUUUGAUCCAGGACAAAAUGAAAAUUGCGCUUGAGGCACUGGAAAAGAGUGGAUUCAAAGCAGCAAUGGAUUGUCUUUCGGGCAUUUCCACGGAUGUGUUGAAGAAAGCCAUCAAAGUUUCGAGUGAAAAGUGGGCGCUCGAUUACGUGGACUUGAUGGAAAGUACGGUGGAAACAGUGGAUCGGAUGAAAGAGACGAGACGUCGAUUGGGACGGAUGAAGAGCGCAAGUGGAUGGAACGGAUUGGGAACGGACUCGGCGACGGAGCACACGGUUCGCACGUUCCGAAUGACGAAGGAAGAGGUGAAGGAGCUGACGGACGGAGUGCACGCAUUCGCAAGUGUGGUGGGCAUCCAGGAGCAGUGGCAGAAGGCGAAGCGCAAGAAGGAGGCGCUGAACAUGACUGAUCUCGUCGAGUCUUGGCGUCCACUCGAGGAGGCGCUCGAUCAGUUCGCCGCCGAACUCUCUCACAUCCGUCUGGAUGCGCACAACCCCGCCGGCCGAUCCGAUGCUCUCGCCCGCCUCUCCCAGUUGUCGGUGUCCCUUCCGAACGUCUCCGCGCUCACUUUGCUCCUCGACGACCUGUCGCGGAACGACGAGCGGGCCGUGCUACUUGGCACCACUCUCCGCCAACUCCAACUCUUCGUAUCCGAAUUUGAGAGCGGCAAACAACACGUUUUCGAGAAGAUGGAGAAGGCGUUGAGUGUGAUGGACGAGUGGCUGAAAGCGGUGAUGGAACCGACGGAUGGUCGCGGAGAGCCGUACUGUGAUUGUGGAGUGGUUGGUUGCAAGCGUCUUUAAGAAACCGCCGCAGCCGCCCCAAUUUGUCCUCCUUUUCAGCCCUCAACUCCGACCUGCUUCUCCACUUGUUCCAAAAGAUCAACUCGCCCGAAAAUGUUCAGGUCAGUCAAGCGCGCCGUUUUCUCGAUUUUCAGCCUAAAAUGUCUGUUUCAGAUGAACCAGUUCCAGUCAAAUUCACUCGCUUAGCACUUGGUAAGUGAAAAAGAGAUGCCAGUGUCAACCUUAGGCAAGGUGGAUUUAUUAGUAGAGUACCGUUGCCUCUCUGAUCAUAGAAAACAAUAUAGGAGCUUCUGGAAGCUGGAAACAACUGAAAAAUAGCGUCCGAAAGAGAAAGUUUGUUUUCUCGAAGAUGAGCCGGUUCAGAAGAGUUCCAUUGUGUUAUUUGUCAUCUAGGACAGCAGUAGAGUCGAUUUGAAGCAAAUUCAGAUCAAGUAAUUGUUUGGGGAAAUUGAACGUUUUGCAAUGCGAAAAUUGUAUGCGAAAAUUUUCAAAAUCUCGAAAAAAUACUUGUCGACCUUCAAAACUUGUAUAAACCUAUGAAUAUCACGGUCUCCAGAGCUGACAAUGGGCGCGCAAGUGCGCCCCGCCGAAUAGAGCGAUACAUUGACGCGAAAUUUGUGUUUUUUGCCAGAUUAGCCACGAAAAACCGAUAAUUUCUCAUUUGUCUCUCGAUAGACCGAUUCUAUAGGCUGUUACGAAUUUUUUAAGCGCAAGAGCAUUAAAUUUGGACAAGUCGCAAAUCACAUUUAUCCGUUUGAAGGUUUUUGGCUAAAACUGCGUGAAUUUCAGUUGCUUUUCGGUAAUUUUCGCGGUUCGAGCGCUCAAAAUGCUUGUAUUUACGUGAUUUAUCAUUCACAAAACCAAUUCUGUCUGAAAACGGUCAAAAAAGCGCAAAAUGAGAAGGCGAAAAAGCAAAGUCCGCGAAAAAUGCGCCAAAACGUCAUUAAUUCUGAGAAUUAGUGUGUUUUCAUGUCGAACAAUCAUUUUUCAUCGCCUUUGACCACAAAAAUCAGAGAAAACCAUAGUUGCCACGGGCCGGGCCGGGCCGGGCCGGGCCGAAAUUUCCAAAACUCCGGCCCGGCCCGUCGGCCCGGUUCAAAAAGCGGGAAUUCAAAAUUUGAAUUAUUGAUCGCAUGAAGCCAUUUUUUGUAGAAUUAGGGGUUUUUUGCAAGCAUCGAACAUUGAAAAAAACAAAUGUAUUUCUCAUAAAAAAAUUCAUAAUAGCAAAAAAACAAAGAAGAAACACUAAAAACUUUAGUUCGAAAAAUUUUUUUGUAAUAACGGAAAAAUUUCCGCGAAAAAUUUGAAUUCCCGCCUUUUUGAACCGGGCCGACCGGGCCGGGCCGGGCCGGCACUUCACCGACCCGGCCCGGCCCGGGCCGGCACUUUACCGGCCCGGCCCGGCCCGCAUGGCCGGCCCGAAAUCUGGCAAGUCUGGAGAAAACCUGCUCUCAAUUCAUGAAAACGCCAUGCAAACGCCAUGAAAACGGGAGCACACAAAGUACGACGAACUCAUUGAAAAGCUAGAAGCUCUUCCAAAAAAAACCUUCACAGGAACAAUUCGAACAAAUAAAUAUGACCAAGUAUAUAGAAAUCAAAAAAUACUGAAAGAGAAGCCGCCCCAAUUUGUCCUCCUUUUCAGCCCUCAACUCCGACCUGCUUCUCCACUUGUUCCAAAAGAUCAACUCGCCCGAAAAUGUUCAAGUCAGUCAAGCGCGCCGUUUUCUCGAUUUUCAGCCUAAAAUGUCUGUUUCAGAUGAACCAGUUCCAGUCAAAGUCUCUCGCUUAG
Caenorhabditis sp. 36 PRJEB53466 is the source of this 4135-nucleotide messenger RNA. Lineage: Eukaryota; Metazoa; Nematoda; Chromadorea; Rhabditida; Rhabditidae. The record is from the annotation of a GenBank genome assembly.